Molecule: messenger RNA, 2524 nt
Organism: Drosophila rhopaloa
Lineage: Eukaryota; Metazoa; Arthropoda; Insecta; Diptera; Drosophilidae
Gene: su(f)
Product: protein suppressor of forked
Exons: 9
Coding region: 241-2442 (733 amino acids)
Biological process (GO): mRNA 3'-end processing
Cellular component (GO): nucleus
Molecular function (GO): mRNA binding; protein binding
Source: RefSeq, a predicted model, not a curated record
CCGGAUAAUCGUUGUCGGUAUCGAAGCUCCAUUGAGAAAUAAUAAUUUAUCAAUUGAGCUGUUUUUAAGCGUGGCCCCGAGUGAUUUCCCAGCGAUUAUUGCCAGCGAUUAGUCCGCCGACAGAUAAGAAUCGGUCCAGGCCAAAGAAGGAGCGACCAGGACAGCAGGAAGGGCGGCAAAAAACGCCGGCAAAACGUCGGGAGAAAACAACAACAACAGUGCAGACCGGAAGCAACAACAAUGUCGUCGGCCAGGGACCUAAUUAAAAUCGACAUAGAAUGGGGCAUGGAGCGGUUAGUGCGGGCCCAACAAGUGGUGGAGCUGCGUCCCUAUGACAUCGAAUCUUGGAGCGUUAUGAUCCGCGAGGCCCAAACGCGUCCGAUCCACGAGGUGCGCAGCCUGUACGAAUCGCUGGUUAACGUGUUCCCCACCACCGCCCGCUACUGGAAGCUCUACAUCGAAAUGGAGAUGCGCAGCCGGUACUACGAGCGCGUGGAGAAACUCUUCCAGCGGUGCCUGGUCAAGAUCCUGAACAUCGACCUCUGGAAGCUCUACCUCACCUACGUCAAGGAAACCAAGUCGGGUCUUAGCACACACAAAGAAAAAAUGGCUCAGGCUUAUGAUUUCGCCCUGGAGAAGAUCGGCAUGGAUCUGCACUCGUUCAGCAUCUGGCAGGAUUAUAUUUACUUUCUGCGCGGCGUUGAAGCUGUUGGCAAUUAUGCUGAGAACCAGAAGAUUACCGCCGUGCGCCGCGUCUACCAAAAGGCGGUGGUUACACCCAUCGUAGGCAUUGAGCAGUUGUGGAAGGACUACAUCGCAUUUGAGCAAAAUAUCAACCCGAUCAUAUCUGAGAAGAUGAGCUUGGAGCGAUCUAAGGACUACAUGAACGCCCGCCGCGUGGCUAAGGAGCUGGAAUACCACACAAAGGGCCUCAAUCGCAAUCUGCCCGCUGUUCCGCCCACACUCACCAAGGAGGAGGUGAAGCAGGUGGAGCUGUGGAAGCGCUUCAUCACGUACGAGAAGUCCAAUCCGCUGCGCACCGAAGACACGGCCCUGGUCACUCGUCGCGUCAUGUUCGCCACGGAGCAGUGCCUGCUGGUGCUCACCCACCAUCCGGCCGUGUGGCACCAGGCCUCCCAAUUCCUGGACACCAGUGCACGCGUGCUCACCGAGAAAGGCGACGUCCAGGCGGCAAAGAUCUUUGCGGAUGAGUGUGCCAAUAUAUUGGAACGCUCCAUCAACGGCGUGCUGAACCGGAAUGCGUUGCUGUAUUUCGCUUAUGCGGACUUCGAGGAGGGACGAUUGAAGUACGAGAAGGUGCACUCCAUGUAUAACAAGCUGCUACAGUUGCCGGACAUUGAUCCCACAUUGGUCUAUGUUCAGUACAUGAAGUUCGCCCGCCGUGCUGAGGGCAUCAAGUCAGCUCGUGGCAUCUUUAAGAAGGCACGCGAGGACGUUCGCUCGCGUUACCACAUCUUCGUUGCCGCUGCGCUGAUGGAGUAUUAUUGCUCCAAGGACAAGGAAAUCGCGUUCCGCAUCUUCGAACUGGGUCUGAAGCGAUUUGGCGGCAGUCCAGAGUACGUGAUGUGCUACAUUGACUACCUGUCGCAUUUGAACGAGGAUAACAACACGCGCGUCCUGUUCGAGCGCGUUCUUAGCUCCGGCGGUCUGUCGCCGCAUAAGAGCGUUGAGGUUUGGAAUCGCUUCCUCGAGUUCGAGUCCAACAUUGGAGAUCUGUCCAGCAUCGUCAAGGUGGAACGUCGCCGCAGUGCCAUCUUCGAGAACCUCAAAGAGUACGAGGGCAAGGAGACUGCCCAGUUGGUGGACCGCUACAAGUUUCUGGACCUCUACCCCUGCACCAGCACCGAGCUCAAGUCAAUAGGAUAUGCCGAGAAUGUGGGCAUCAUCCUAAACAAGGUAGGUGGUGGAGUUCAAAGCCAAAACAACGGAGAGGCAGAGGCGGAUAGCGAGGCGACGCAACCCCUGCCGCGUCCGGACUUCUCGCAGAUGAUUCCGUUCAAGCCGCGCCCAUGUGCUCAUCCCGGUGCCCAUCCACUCGCCGGCGGUGUCUUUCCGCAACCGCCAGCUCUGGCCGCUUUGUGCGCCACCCUGCCUCCACCGAACUCCUUCCGCGGACCCUUCGUCAGCGUGGAGCUGCUCUUCGACAUCUUCAUGCGCCUCAAUCUGCCCGACUCUGCACCGCAACCGAACGGAGACAACGAGUUGUCACCGAAGAUCUUUGAUUUGGCCAAGUCUGUGCACUGGAUCGUGGACACAAGUACGUAUACGGGUGUGCAGCAUAGUGUUACGGCCAUUCCACCGCGCCGGAGACGUUUACUGCCCGGUGGCGACGACAGUGACGACGAUCUUCAGACCGCUGUGCCGCCCACCCACGAUAUUUAUCGGCUGCGGCAGCUAAAGCGCUUCGCCAAGUCCAAUUAAGGUCCACUGUCCUCUGUCCACCCAGAUUUCCACUUAUUUUUUAAUUAAUGCAUUUACACAAAUACACGAAAAAGAAACAAGA